GUUGUCUUGGUCUGUGUCAGUAGCACCCUCGGCGACGGGCUUAAAUGUACGCUGAAACCUGCAGAUAUUCCAACAUCAUGGUUGGAUAUGGUAGAUCCAUGCAUAAAAAUCAUGGAGUCUCAAGUCAAAACGGAAGUUGAAGCUGCCAUGACUUAUCUUGCAAUGGGUGCUCAUUUUGCACGUGAUACUAUAAAUCGUCCAGGAUUUAGCAAAUUCUUUUUUAAAAGUGCAAGUGAAGAAAGAGAGCAUGCACUAAAAAUCAUUGAAUAUUUAUUAAUGCGUGGUCAACUUACAAGUGACGUUAGUAAACUUCUUAAGUUUCCUUUGAAACCGAUACGUGAAGAGUGGAAUAGUGGAACUGAAGCUCUCACUGACGCUUUGAACUUAGAAGCUCAAGUUACGCGCAGCAUUCGUGAAAUAAUCAUGACUUGCGAAGAUCCGAAAACAUACCCUUUCAAUGAUUACCAUUUGGUGGACUACCUCACUUCUGAUUUCUUGGAUGAACAAUAUAAAGGUCAACGUGAACUUGCUGGUAAAAUUUCGACGUUGGGUAAAAUGAUGCAAACUCAUGGACAUUUGGGAGAAUUUUUAUUUGAUAAGAAAUUAUUGAAUGGUGAAAUAUAAGUGUUUUAACGAUCGUGAUAUUCUUAUAAAUACAUGUAAAAUUAUGGUCAUAUUUAGAAUACAUAUACGAUUUAGGUGACUAUAUAUUUGUAUCUUAUUGUAGCUAUGUGAAACAUAAGAUAUAAUGGUUUUGUGUGAAUUUCUAAAUGUGGUCUGUAAUAUAUAUGUGUGUAUGUGUGUGCGCACACACACAUAUAAAAGAAUACAAGGAACAAAAUGUUUACGAUA
Odontomachus brunneus is the source of this 852-nucleotide messenger RNA. It is a transcript of the gene Fer1HCH, whose product is annotated as ferritin subunit. The transcript has 5 exons. Gene Ontology annotation, molecular function: ferrous iron binding; ferric iron binding. The coding region runs from base 88 to 624 and encodes 178 amino acids. Gene Ontology annotation, biological process: intracellular iron ion homeostasis; iron ion transport. Lineage: Eukaryota; Metazoa; Arthropoda; Insecta; Hymenoptera; Formicidae. Gene Ontology annotation, cellular component: cytoplasm. The record is from RefSeq and is a predicted model, not a curated record.